Molecule: messenger RNA, 1355 nt
Organism: Peromyscus eremicus (cactus mouse)
Lineage: Eukaryota; Metazoa; Chordata; Mammalia; Rodentia; Cricetidae
Product: heterogeneous nuclear ribonucleoprotein A1
Exons: 1
Coding region: 55-1017 (320 amino acids)
Molecular function (GO): RNA binding
Source: RefSeq, a predicted model, not a curated record
GCCUGUCGACGCGCCCGAGGAAGCAUCGCUGAAGGCUCUCGUUUCCCUGCCGUCAUGUCUAAGUCCGAGUCUCCCAAAGAGCCGGAACAGCUGCGGAAGCUCUUCAUUGGAGGGCUCAGCUUCGAAACGACCGACGAGAGCCUGAGGAGCCAUUUUGAGCAAUGGGGAACACUCACGGACUGCGUGGUAAUGAGAGAUCCAAACACCAAGCGAUCCAGGGGCUUUGGGUUUGUCACAUAUGCCACUGUGGAGGAAGUGGAUGCCGCUAUGAAUGCAAGACCACACAAGGUGGAUGGAAGAGUUGUGGAACCUAAGAGAGCCGUGUCGAGAGAAGAUUCUCAGAGACCGGGUGCACACUUAACUGUGAAAAAGAUCUUUGUUGGUGGAAUUAAAGAAGACACUGAAGAACAUCACCUGCGAGAUUAUUUUGAGCAGUACGGAAAGAUUGAAGUGAUUGAGAUCAUGACUGACAGAGGCAGUGGAAAAAAGAGAGGGUUUGCUUUUGUCACUUUUGAUGACCACGACUCUGUGGACAAGAUUGUUAUUCAGAAAUACCAUACUGUGAAUGGCCACAACUGUGAAGUCAGAAAAGCCCUGUCAAAGCAGGAGAUGGCUAGUGCUUCGUCUAGCCAAAGAGGUCGAAGUGGUUCCGGAAACUUUGGUGGUGGUCGUGGAGGCGGUUUUGGUGGCAAUGACAAUUUUGGUCGAGGGGGGAACUUCAGUGGUCGUGGUGGCUUCGGUGGCAGCCGUGGUGGUGGUGGAUAUGGUGGCAGUGGGGAUGGCUAUAAUGGAUUUGGUAAUGAUGGAAGCAAUUUUGGAGGUGGUGGAAGCUAUAAUGAUUUUGGCAAUUAUAACAAUCAGUCUUCAAAUUUUGGACCAAUGAAGGGAGGAAACUUUGGAGGCAGAAGUUCUGGCCCUUAUGGUGGUGGUGGCCAGUACUUCGCUAAACCACGAAACCAAGGUGGCUAUGGUGGUUCCAGCAGCAGCAGCAGCUAUGGCAGUGGCAGGAGGUUCUAAUUACAGCCAGGAAACAAAGCUUAGCAGGAGAGGAGAGCCAGAGAAGUGACAGGGAAGCUACAGGUUACAGCAGAUUUGUGAACUCAGCCAAGCACAGUGGUGGCAGGGCCUAGCUGCUACAAAGAAGACAUGUUUUAGACAAUACUCAUGUGUAUGGGCAAAAAACUCCAGGACUGUAUUUGUGACUAAUUGUAUAACAGGUUAUUUUAGUUUCUGUUCUGUGGAAAGUGUAAAGCAUUCCAACAAAGGGUUUGACUGUAGACCUUUUUUCACCCAUGCUGUUGAUUGCUAAAUGUAAUAGUCUGAUCAUGACGCUGAAUAAAUGUGUCUUUUUUUUU